This is a messenger RNA of Penicillium atrosanguineum, 1506 nucleotides long. Its product is annotated as CRAL-TRIO domain-containing protein. NCBI's taxonomy places the organism in Eukaryota, Fungi, Ascomycota, Eurotiomycetes, Eurotiales, Aspergillaceae. The record is from RefSeq and is a predicted model, not a curated record. The transcript has 4 exons. Bases 1 to 1506 code for a protein of 501 amino acids.
AUGACUAUCACACCUGAUACAUCGACGGGGUAUGUCCACAACCUGACGCCUACUCAAGAUGCCAAGCUGCGAGAACUCUGGGUUCUCCUCUUCACAUCUGCGGCAUCUGUCCUCUCGGCUGUAUAUGAAGUCGAGCUUCCAGAGGGUCCACCAAAUAAAUUGUUCGAAGUCUUAGAUCGUGUUCAUGAGCCAACAGUGGAAGCCAUCGUCGCCGCGCUGAAAAGCGAGGCUGAUACUGAGUUCAAAGAUGCCCCUGAGACACAGGGAGAAGGUAAAGAGCAGAAGUCGCUCGAUAAAGUGGACUCUUUGAUAAACAAGGAUGCAAAGACGAAUAUCAUGUCCGAAAUGGCUACGCGUAAAGUCACGCCGGAGCACUUCUCUGCCGUGUUCGCGUCACUACGGAAACGGGGGGUUCAAGAAUCAGAGAUCAAAUCCAUGGAAAAGAUCUUGUCGCAGAUGACACCCGAGGAAAUGGUCUUUUCGAUAUUGAAAAUGAUCAAGCAAGAAAAUCCGGAUAGUCUUCUGCUGCGAUUCCUGCGAGCCAGGAAGUGGGAUGUUGGAAAGGGUUUCGCGAUGAUGAUGUCCAAUAUUCUGUGGAGGAAGGAGGUGCAUGUCGAUGAUGAUAUCUUGCCUAAAGGGGAGCUGUAUGCUCUUGAGCAGUCUAGGGACGAGAAGCUCAGUGCCAAGGAGCAGAAAGAGGGAAAGGAUUUUGUUGCGCAAUUGAAGAUGGGAAAGAGUUUCCUGCAUGGAUUUGAUAGGCAGGGUCGGCCGGUUAACUAUGUGCGCGUGAAGAUUCAUAAGCCUGGCGCUCAGAGUGAAGAAGUUCUGGAGAGGUAUAUUGUCCAUGUUAUUGAGACGACGAGGCUGAUUGUGGUUCCGCCCAUUGAGACGGGGACUAUUGUUUUUGAUAUGACUGGCUUCUCUUUGUCUAAUAUGGAAUACCAACCGGUCAAGUUCAUUAUCAAAUGCUUCGAAGCAAACUACCCCGAAUCACUGGGCCAACUACUGAUCCACAACGCACCCUGGAUUUUCUCUGGAAUCUGGAGACUGAUUCAUGGCUGGAUGGAUCCCGUGGUAGCCUCCAAAGUCCACUUCACCCGCUCAGUCUCCGAUCUAGACAAAUACAUCUCCCGCGAUCAAAUCCCCCAAGAGCUUGCUGGCGACGAAGAUUGGAAAUAUAAGUACAUUGAGCCAGUAGCUGAUGAAAACGCCGUCAUGAAGGAUACCGCGACUCGCGACUCUCUUAUGUAUGAGCGCAUGAUGAUUGGGUUGCGGAUGCUCGCUGCUACCGCGGCCUGGGUUUCGGCGACGACGUUUGCUGAAGGGAAGGAGGACAAGGCGAAGGUGGAGGAGUUGAAGGCGCGCAGAAAUGCGGUUAUUGAGGAUUUCAAGAGUAAUUACUGGACGUUGGAUCCUUAUAUUCGGGCUAGGGCUAUUACUGAUCGAGAGGGUGUUUUGAAGGCGGGUGGGGAGGUUGUGAAAGGGCCGAAUGGGAGUGUGAAGUGA